UUUCUUAAAUUAUAUUUUAAUUUCAUUUAAUUAAUAUUUGGCUAUAAAAUGUUGUAAAUCAUCCUCUUGCACUUCUUUUCCGCUUUUCCAAGCCUUACCCUUUUCCUUUUUUCUCUCACCGUUUCUCAUUUUUGCUUCUCUCUUGCCUUUGCCGGAAAACUGCUUCUGUCCACCGGGAAACUGCUAUUUAUCCGACGAACGGAGUCUAAUUUGCCGGAAAGCAUCUUUCAACUUUCGGUAAUUUCGCGUAUAGUUUGGGCGUUUCUUUUCGUGAUUCGGAUUUGGAUCUCCGAAUUUGACCAGGUCCGGUUGUAUACGCGGCUCGUUGUGCGAAUGUGGCGAGUUUGGUUGACGUUUGAUACUUUGUUUUGAUAGCAAAUGGCGAAGAUCGUGACCUAACGUUUGGUGUUUGCGGAUUUUGCGGCUUCUUCUUGUUUUCAUUUUCCAUUGGAUUGUUUGUUUUGGUGAAUCUCGGCAAAACGGUGGCGCGCGAACAACCAUUGCGGCAUGAGAUGGUGGAAGGAAGGGUUCGUUUGUCAAAGAAGGUAAAAAACGGGUUAGAAUUUUUGAAGCAUAAAAGGCUUCAACGAAUAAAAUCAGAAUCUUCCUCUGGGACGUCUUAUCUCAUAAAUAUGAUGGCUAGAAGUGGAGGAGAUGCUCUGAGAAUUUCAGCAUCAUGUGGAAUAAGGUUACAAGGGAAUGCAGGAUCAUUUUCCAGGUCAAAUGACGCUUCAUGUGAGAAUGAUGUCUUUUCUAAGCACAAGGUUGAUAAGUUUGACACGAGUGAUCUAGAAUGGACUGAGAAAAUUCCAGAAUGUCCUGUGUACUGCCCUACAAAGGAAGAGUUUGAAGAUCCUUUGGUCUAUUUGCAGAAGAUAGCUCCUGAAGCUUCGAGAUAUGGUAUUUGCAAGAUUGUUUCCCCUCUAGUUGCUACUGUUCCCGCUGGAGCUGUAUUGAUGAAGGAGAAAGUAGGAUUCAAGUUCUCAACUAGAGUACAGCCUUUUCGUCUUGCUGAGUGGGAUACUGAUGACAAAGUCACAUUUUUCAUGAGUGGAAUAAAUUAUACAUUUCGUGAUUUCGAGAAAAUGGCGAACAAGGUGUUUGGUCGUAGAUAUUAUAGUGCUGGUUGUCUUUCUGCAACUUACUUGGAAAAAGAAUUUUGGCAUGAAAUUGCUUAUGGGAAGACAGAAAGUGUUGAAUAUGCUUGUGAUGUUGAGGGUAGUGCCUUUUCUUCUUCUCCCAGUGACCCACUUGGAAGUAGCAAAUGGAAUUUGGAGCGACUCUCACGGCUGCCAAAGUCCACCUUGCGUCUUCUUGAAACAGCAAUUCCGUCUUUGUUUCAGGGUGUAACUGACCCUAUGCUUUACAUAGGAAUGCUAUUUAGUAUGUUUGCUUGGCACGUGGAGGAUCAUUAUUUGUAUAGCAUUAAUUAUCAUCACUGUGGGGCUUCGAAAACUUGGUAUGGUAUACCUGGUCAUGCUGCUUCAAAAUUUGAGAAGGUUGUCAAAGAACAUGUGUACACUAAUGAUAUCCUAUCUGCGGAUGGUGAAGAUGGAGCUUUUGAUGUGCUUUUGGGUAAAACGACAUUAUUUCCUCCGAGUAUUUUGUUGAAACAUGAUGUCUCUGUCUACAAGGCUGUGCAGAAGCCGGGAGAGUUUGUAAUUACCUUUCCAAGGGCAUAUCAUGCUGGAUUUAGUCAUGGUUUCAACUGUGGUGAGGCUGUCAACUUUGCUAUUGGUGAUUGGUUUCCUUUAGGGGCUAUAGCAAGCUUGCGUUAUGCACAUCUCAACAGGGCGCCUCUCCUUCCUCACGAGGAACUUCUGUGCAAAGAAGCAAUCCUUCUCUAUACAAGUUUAGAACUGGAAGAUUUGGAUUAUUCACUGGCAGACUUGGCUGCUCAUCAUUGCAUCAAGGUUUCAUUUGUAAAACUAAUGCGUUUCCUGCACCGGGCGCUUUGGUCUGUCAUGAAAUCAAGGGCAUGCACUAGUAUAUCCCCAAACUAUUAUAGAACUAUUGUCUGCACUUUAUGCAAACGCGAUUGUUAUGUUGCUUUCAUUAACUGCAGCUGUAAUGGUCAUCCUGUUUGCCUGCGACAUGAUAUCAGGUCACUACACUUCCCAUGUGGGAGCUAUCGUUAUCUUUUCUUGAGGGAUGAUGUUGCAGAGAUGGAGGCCGCUGCCAAGAAGUUUGAGCAAGAUGAUGCCAUAUCAAAAGAAAUUGAGCAACAAAUUGAAAAUGGUGAUGACUUGUAUUUGUAUCCACUGUCAAAUAAGUUGCAGACUGAUGUAGAGGAUGGAUACUUUCCAUACUGUGAGAUUAAUGUUGUUUUGGGUCCUGAUUUUGCCGCAAUAAAUACAAUGGAUCAACCACUAGAACAUAUAUCGUCUAUGAACCAUGGAAAAUUUCAACCUGAGACUAAUUUGGAGCAAGUCGGAUCAUCACCAAAAACUCAGGUACAGAGGGUAGCUAACCAAGUAAGCGUUAAUGGUGAAAGAUUCCCUGAAGAAGUCUCAGAGAAUGCAUAUGAAUUGUCUGUUUCCUGUUUGUCACGUGAAGAUCAUCGAAGUAUCCAUCAGGAUAAUGUUCAUGACCCAGUGAGCAGGUCUAUAGUGGAUGAAAACAGUGAUAGUUCCGAUUCAGCAAUAUUUAGGGUUAAACGUCCUUUCUCGAAGGUUGAGAAAAGAUUUGGGAAUGAUACCAUAUCAUCAAAGAACUCAGAACACCAGGGGUUCAAACGAUUAAAGAAACUUCAACAUGAAGGAAGAUGUGGGCGACCAGUGGCAUAUGGAUCUGAAUGCUGUAGAAACGACGAACCAAACCGCAAUACAAAUUGUAGUUCUGAUUCUAAAGCUCUGGAGAAUGCUGUGAAGGACAGACUUGGAAGAGGCACCCUUCCCAUUCCCAUUUCUAUAAAAUAUAAGAAGAUGGGCAGUGAGGCAGGAAUGAGUAGCGGGCAGCGAGAGCACCACAGAAAUAGGUUCCAGCAGGAGUUAGGAAAGAGCAAGAGGGAUUCUCCUUCAGAGAUGGGUCCAAAGCGCCUUAAAGUAAGAGGCCCAAGCCCAAUACAUCUAGGUUCAGAAAGCAGACUGGUUUGAAGUUAUAGAUGUGCAGAAACUGAUCGCUGGUGAUUGGGUCCCGACUCUGGAGAUUGACUUGGCUAACUUCAUUCCUUGUAAAUGGGGAUUCUAACAAUAAAAUUCCAAAGAUAUAGAUGUGCGGAAACUGAUGGCUGGUGAUUGGGUCCUGACUCUGGAGCUUGACUUGGAUGGGGGUUCUAACAAUAAAAUUCCAAAUGACCGAUUCAACUAAGGGAUAGCAGCGGAAGAUUAACCAAGCUUAGAACAUUAAUAUUUUUAUUCUUUGUGCAGGCCUCCAAAACUGGGGCAAAUUGCACGUCCUAGAUGUGAUUCUUAUGGUUCUCACUCAGGCCCGGGGUGUUUUUCCUUCGAUGGCUGGAGAACCAACCUUAAUGCAGCAAAAGCUGAAAAGUAGAAUUCGGGUUUGUAAAAUUUACGUUUGUAAAUUUGUUCGCCACUCAAAUCUUAAUUCUUACGGAGGAAAUUGGGCAUUCCACAACCUCUAAUUUUUAGAAGUCUGCUGCUUCCCCUACUAGGCUCUUUAUUCGUUUUUCUGUAGCAAUGUUGUACACUGCUUAAAUAAAAUGCAGAGUAAUGCGGCCUUAAUUUUUGUUUCUCAAA
Gossypium raimondii (Peruvian cotton) is the source of this 3698-nucleotide messenger RNA. RefSeq names its product lysine-specific demethylase JMJ13. The record is from RefSeq and is a predicted model, not a curated record. The coding region runs from base 513 to 3095 and encodes 860 amino acids. Gene Ontology annotation, molecular function: histone demethylase activity. Gene Ontology annotation, biological process: chromatin remodeling. Gene Ontology annotation, cellular component: nucleus. NCBI's taxonomy places the organism in Eukaryota, Viridiplantae, Streptophyta, Magnoliopsida, Malvales, Malvaceae. The transcript has 11 exons.